GAGACACGGGGAGAAAAGCACGGGGAGGACGUGGGUGGGUUGGAAAGCGUGGGCAAGAGGAAAGGUAAAAAGGAGAGGAGGAAAAGUGUUCCCACCUGAAAGGGAACCAGUCGCGCCUUCACCUGUGCUCAUGGGGUCCUCUCACUCGGCAAUGCAGAUGCCCCACAGUAACAGCAGCUGUGCCGUCGAUGAGAGUAUUGUAAGUACUCCAGCUUCCACAGUGACGGGCACUCUCAUCCUCUCCAUCGUGUUUCUGUUGGGAUUCCCCGGAAACCUCUUCGUCAUCUGGAGCAUCCUGGCGCGGGCCCGAAAGCAAUCCGUCACGACCCUUCUCAUCCUCAACCUAGCCCUUGCGGACGGCUCCCUGAUGGCUCUGACCCCGUUCUUCAUCGCCUACCUGGCUUUUAUGAACUGGAAAAUGGGGACUGUGAUGUGCAAGGUUCUGUUCUACCUCUGCUUGGCCAACAUGUACGCCUCCAUCUACCUGAUCAUGCUGAUGAGCAUUUACAGGUUGGUGUCGAUAGUGUGGCCCCAGCGCAUCAGCGUGAUCACCGGCAAGAGGACAAUCACACGAGUGCUGGCGGUCAUGUGGCUGUUCGUCAUGGUUGCCUCAAUUCCUGCGCUGAUCUAUCGAGAUGCGAGGCGUAAUAAAGAGAAUAGAACGGUUUGUGAUUCAUUCCACGACAAAGACCCAGAUGCAGUUCUGCAGUACAUGCUGGAGAAUGUUUUGGGCUUCCUGGUACCCUACGGAAUCAUUUUGGUCAGUUACAUUUGCAUCCUCAGACGAAUCCGGCAGACUAAAUUCCGCCGCCGGAUCCGCAGCGAAAAGCUCAUUCUGGCCAUCGUGGUGACCUUCUGCCUGUUUUGGUUACCCUACCACAUCAUCAACAUGGUACAAGUUGCAUCGGCUUUGUUUCCAGAAUGUUCACCAAAAAGAAUAUUGUUGGAGAAAAUAUGGAAGAAAUUCCGUGCCGUUACCUCCACCGUCGCCUUCAUCAGCAGCUGUGCCAACCCGGUGCUCUACUUCUUCGCAGGAAAGUCUUACAUCAGACGGGAGGGCCUGGCGUUCAUGGCUCGCUUGUUUGAGGCCACGGGCAUGGACUACACCAGGAAGAGCCGAUUGAACAGCCAGAACAGCCGGGACAAGGACAAAGACGCGGAAGUCGUGCUGCAAGACAAGGACAGAGACUCGUCCACAAACUCAAACUCUAACAUCAAAUUAACAACGGAAAAAUAGAAGUGAAUCCCCUCUCCGGUCUUUAAAUCUUUCUUCCGUCCAAAUGUUAAAAAACAGAUUUUACAAAGACUUGAGAGUCUACAUCACCAAGUAAGAUUCAGCGGAUCGCCGAAGAGGUACUCUUGGAUACAUUGGCAGAAGAAAAACCUGUUAUAAUGGUGAUGCUACAUACAUACAGUAUAUAAACAAUUGGAAACGGGCCCAACACCCAUAUGAACCUUGGAAUAUCAGACAAAAUGAGAUGGAUGCUUAAGACUUCUCAGAAGUCUAGCUCAAGUCCUCUAACUUUGUACAUUCUGAAUAGUAGCUACGUUUCUACAUGCUUUUAAAUACAUUGCCUGCUAUUAAUUUGCUUGCUGAUGUCUUUUCCCUGGGACACCGUCUUUUAUUAUCUUUGCAUAAUAGUAUUUUUAAGGCGUCAUUGAAAUAGAUGUGAAUCUUUAGAGCUCAACAAAUAAUUCUACCUUUGUCCAAAACCAAAAUAUUGUGUGCUUCAUCAUAUCAAAACAUUGAAAGAGAGUACUGGCAUCACUUUAGCGUCCUUCUCGUGUUUGCACUACAUUGCUGUUCCCAUCAUGAUUUUUCCCCCACCAGGACUACAGUGUUUAGUUUCACUAGACAUGCCACUAGAUGUCACAGUUUUCCACCUGCUGAACCUCUAUUUCUUUCUUCUUUCUUUUUUUUUUUUUUUACAUCUAAUUGUUUUCUAGCAAUUUGAGGGAGGAAAAAAACAAUCAGUCUUGAACGGCAAAAAAUAAAACACAAGACUAAAUUGUCUCCUCACCUACUACGCUCAAGAAUGGUAAGUAAUUUGUUUUUUCUUCAUAUACCACAUCCAAAGUAGAGGUUUAUAGAAGGAAAAUGUGUUUUUUAUUUCCAAAAGCUUGUAACAAGACGUGAGUUUGAAUUUGCGUCUGUAUGGCACAGAGGUAUACAAUACAGCUAGACAAAGCAACAUUCUUACUAUUAUGCAUCCUCAUAAUUUUUUUUUCAAAGUCUUCUGCACGAUCGUACAGAAUACAGUACUCACAACUAGAUAUGUUGAAUUUUGUACUGUUUUUCCCCCCGUCAUCAUCAAAACUCUGUUCAAUAACCUUCUGCUUUGUAACAUCAUCAUUUGCUUAUAGAAUGUCAGUCAACAUAAACUACACUUCUGAAUGAAGAAUCGUUCCCUAUACAACCAGCAGACCUUUUAUUUUUCUAGGCAUUGCAAACAAAAAUGUGCCACUAACGAAUAUCUGUGAAUUUAAUUGAUUUCUUUGUCGUUUUUUUUUCUAGAAAAUGUCUUUCAAAUUCUCACAGCUCUCACUGAUUUAUAGCUAUGCACUACAGGUUUAGCCAAAGUGUUUGUUGUACAUGUGAUUGUACUUUGCUUUUGCACAAUGUUGUGAACAAAUUAAAAUACCAAAAAAUGAUAUGCAAUAAAAAUGUGAAGCAUA
Xiphophorus maculatus (southern platyfish) is the source of this 2676-nucleotide messenger RNA. It is a transcript of the gene ltb4r2a, whose product is annotated as leukotriene B4 receptor 1-like. Gene Ontology annotation, molecular function: leukotriene receptor activity. NCBI's taxonomy places the organism in Eukaryota, Metazoa, Chordata, Actinopteri, Cyprinodontiformes, Poeciliidae. Gene Ontology annotation, biological process: immune response; G protein-coupled receptor signaling pathway. Bases 131 to 1237 code for a protein of 368 amino acids. The transcript has 5 exons. The record is from RefSeq and is a predicted model, not a curated record. Gene Ontology annotation, cellular component: membrane.